This is a messenger RNA of Spathaspora passalidarum NRRL Y-27907, 540 nucleotides long. RefSeq lists its product as uncharacterized. The transcript has a single exon. The record is from RefSeq and is a predicted model, not a curated record. Lineage: Eukaryota; Fungi; Ascomycota; Pichiomycetes; Serinales; Debaryomycetaceae. The coding region runs from base 1 to 540 and encodes 179 amino acids.
AUGUACAAACAUUCCCUUAGACAAUCCGCAUACAGAUUUAGCAACAACAUCAACCGUUUCAGAUUACUCCACACAACCGUGGUUCGUUCUACGAAAGGGGACUCAUCAUCGAUUGAUUCUUUUAGACUUCCAUCCCAAACGUCAAUCAACGAAUGGGAGUUCAAGUAUGACUUCAUCCCUAAGGAGGCUACCCCCAAAGCACCUCCAUUAACUGCUGAUGCCGUUAAUCAAGACAUUGCUCAUGAGAAGUUAAAGUCAUUUGAACGUGAAAUGUUCUCCAAGGAACAAAGUUCUUCCAUUAAAGUUGAGGCCAAUUCUGCCAAUGUUGUCCAUGCUGGUGUGUCAGUGGAUGACGCUGUUGAAUUGAUUGAAGAUCGUGGCAGUAAACCGGUCGAUGCUCGUUAUCCCCCAGGUUUCGCAAGGGGCAAAGGAAAAUCUGUCAAUCAUGACAAAUACGUUUAUUCCUCUAUAAAUCCUGAAAUCAACAAUAGUGACAUUCUGGUUUUGAACGAAGGAGAAGUUGAAGUCGCUGUCCCUUAG